AUGCGCUCUGCCCUCCCUUGCCCUCUCGGCUCUGAUACGAGCUGCGCACUCCUCACUCCAGAGGAAGAGCGGAGGUUAGCGGCAGCCCGAGAGAAGUCGGGGUGAGAAGAACCAGACUUACUUUUACGGUAGAGAACCAUCUUUGCCUGGAAAAGUGUGCACUUGAUAGAGGUGAGACCUCAUGGGCAGGAACCGAGGCAAGGAAAUGUCGCUACACUGCUUUCAAUCAUGAUACAAGGAGAAAAAAAGUGCCCUUGAUAAAAGUGGGGAGAACAGAAGAGAGACGGAGAGAGAGGAGAGAGAAAUCAGCAAUCAGAGACUGGAUCUAGAAAACAAAACCAAUAGGGGCUUCCCUGGUGUUGCAGUGGUUAAGAAUCUGCCUGCCAAUGCAAGGGACACGGACGGGUUCGAGCCCUGGUACUGGAAGAUCCCACAUGCCGCGGAGCAACUAAGCCCGUGGGCCACAACUACUGAGCCUGCACUCUAGAGCCUGCGAGCCACAACUACUGAAGCCUGCGCGCCUAGAGCCCGUGCUCCGCAACAAGAGAAGCCACCAAGAUGAGAAGCCCGCACACCGCAACGAAGAGUAGCCCCCGCUCUCCACUAGAGAAAAGCCCGCACUCAGACAUGAAGACCCAACGCAGCCAAAAAUAAAUAAAUAAAUUUAUAAAAAAACACAAAAAUCAAAAAACCAAAUAUACAGUCCUGUGUUGGAGGACUCUGGCUAACAAGAAGGAGUUUAAAAUCCCUUCUGGAGGGGGCUGGGCUUCCCUGGUGGCGCAGUGGUUGAGAGUGCACCUGCCAAUGCAGGGGACACGGGUUCGUGCCCCGGUCCCGGAAGAUCCCACAUGCCGCGGAGUGGCUGGGCCUGCGCGUCCGGAACCUGUGCUCCGCAACGGGAGAGGCCACAACAGUGAGAGGCCCGCAUACCACAAAAAAAAAAAAAAAAAUCCCUUCUGGAACAUUGGACUCCUGUAUGUCAAAGAUGUAAGGGAUCAAGAUCCUGAAGCUUGGGCACUUUUGCUCUUUCCUUUCUACCCAACUCUUGUCAACGCCAGUGGAGAUACGCGCCUUCCCUCCCCUGGGGCUAUUGCCAUAUAUAACCCCCAGAUCUCCACGCCCUGCUUCCCCAAGUCUGUGGGGGAUUCUGAGCCGCCCCUGGUCCAGGCCAUCUUUAGCCGAGAUGUGGAGGAAGUGCGUUCCCUCCUCUCGCAGAAGGAGAACAUCAAUGUGCUGGACCAAGAGAGGCGAACCCCACUGCAUGCUGCUGCCUACGUAGGCGAUGUCCCCAUCCUCCAGUUGCUACUGAUGUCAGGUGCUAAUGUCAAUGCUAAGGACACACUGUGGCUGACCCCUCUUCAUCGUGCUGCUGCCUCCCGAAAUGAGAAGGUGCUGGGACUGCUGCUGGCACAUUCAGCAGAUGUGAAUGCCCGGGACAAGCUGUGGCAGACACCAUUGCAUGUGGCUGCCGCCAACCGGGCCACCAAGUGUGCUGAGGCUCUGGCACCAUUACUGAGCAGCCUCAACGUGGCUGACAGGAGCGGGCGCAGUGCCCUGCACCACGCAGUGCAUAGUGGGCAUCUGGAGACGGUGAACCUGCUCCUCAGUAAGGGAGCCAGCCUGAAUGUCUGUGACAAAAAGGAGCGGCAGCCUCUGCACUGGGCGGCUUUUCUAGGGCAUUUGGAGGUCCUGAAACUGCUGGUGGCACGGGGAGCAGACCUUGGCUGCAAGGACCGCAAGGGCUAUGGGCUGCUCCAUACAGCUGCUGCCAGUGGCCAGAUUGAAGUGGUGAAGUACCUGCUACGGAUGGGGGCUGAGAUUGAUGAGCCCAACGCUUUUGGAAACACAGCUUUGCACAUCGCCUGCUACCUGGGCCAGGAUGCUGUGGCUAUCGAGCUGGUGAACGCAGGAGCCAAUGUCAACCAGCCAAAUGACAAGGGCUUUACACCACUGCAUGUGGCUGCGGUCUCCACCAAUGGCGCGCUCUGCUUGGAGCUUUUGGUCAAUAACGGGGCUGAUGUCAACUACCAGAGCAAAGAAGGGAAAAGUCCUCUGCACAUGGCUGCCAUCCAUGGCCGUUUCACCCGCUCCCAGAUCCUCAUCCAGAAUGGCAGCGAGAUUGAUUGUGCAGACAAAUUUGGGAACACGCCACUGCACGUGGCCGCUCGCUACGGACACGAGCUGCUCAUCAGCACCCUCAUGACCAAUGGCGCGGAUACCGCCCGGCGUGGCAUCCACGACAUGUUCCCCUUGCACUUAGCUGUUCUCUUUGGAUUCUCUGACUGUUGUCGUAAGCUUCUUUCCUCAGGUCAGCUGUACAGCAUUGUAUCCUCACUCAGCAAUGAGCACGUGCUUUCAGCUGGGUUUGACAUCAAUACACCUGACAACCUUGGCCGUACCUGUCUUCAUGCUGCUGCUUCUGGAGGGAAUGUUGAAUGUCUUAAUUUGCUGUUGAGCAGUGGAGCUGACUUGAGGAGGAGAGACAAAUUUGGAAGGACCCCACUGCACUAUGCAGCCGCCAAUGGCAGCUACCAGUGCGCCGUCACACUGGUGACCGCUGGGGCAGGCGUCAAUGAGGCCGACUGUAAAGGCUGCUCUCCCCUCCAUUACGCUGCCGCCUCCGACACCUACAGGAGGGCGGAGUCCCACUCAUCUUCCAGCCACGAUGCUGAAGAGGAUGAGCCACUGAAGGAGUCCCGCAGGAAGGAGGCCUUCUUCUGUUUGGAAUUCUUACUGGAUAACGGUGCAGACCCCUCCCUGCGGGACAGGCAGGGCUACACAGCCGUGCACUAUGCAGCCGCCUAUGGCAAUAGACAGAACCUCGAACUGCUCUUAGAAAUGUCCUUUAACUGCCUGGAGGAUGUAGAGAGCACCAUUCCAGUCAGCCCUUUGCACUUAGCUGCCUACAACGGUCACUGUGAAGCCCUGAAGACACUGGCCGAGACGCUGGUGAAUCUGGAUGUAAGGGACCACAAGGGCCGGACCGCGCUCUUCCUGGCCACUGAGCGAGGCUCCACUGAGUGUGUGGAGGUGCUAACGGCCCAUGGCGCCUCUGCCCUCAUCAAGGAGCGCAAGCGCAAGUGGACACCCCUGCACGCUGCUGCUGCCUCUGGCCACACUGAUUCCCUGCACUUGCUGAUCGACAGUGGGGAAAGAGCUGACAUCACGGAUGUCAUGGAUGCCUACGGACAAACCCCACUGAUGCUGGCCAUCAUGAAUGGCCACGUGGACUGUGUACAUCUGCUGCUAGAGAAAGGAUCCACAGCUGAUGCUGCUGACCUCCGGGGCCGCACUGCCCUCCACCGUGGGGCAGUGACUGGCUGUGAGGACUGCCUGGCUGCCCUGCUGGACCACGAUGCGUUUGUGCUGUGCCGAGACUUCAAGGGCCGCACACCCAUUCAUCUGGCCUCAGCCUGUGGCCACACUGCAGUACUGCGGACCCUGCUGCAGGCUGCCCUUUCCACAGACCCCCUGGAUACCGGGGUGGAUUACAGCGGAUACUCGCCCAUGCACUGGGCCUCCUACACUGGACAUGAAGAUUGUCUGGAGUUGUUACUUGAACACAGCCCGUUUUCAUACCUGGAAGGAAACCCCUUCACUCCUUUGCACUGUGCAGUAAUUAAUAACCAGGACAGCACCACAGAGAUGCUGCUGGGAGCUCUGGGUGCCAAGAUUGUGAACAGCCGAGAUGCCAAAGGACGGACCCCUCUUCACGCCGCUGCCUUCGCGGACAACGUCUCUGGGCUCCGGAUGCUGCUGCAGCAUCAAGCCGAGGUGAACGCCACUGACCACACUGGCCGCACUGCGCUCAUGACGGCGGCUGAGAAUGGGCAGACCGCUGCUGUGGAAUUUCUGCUGUAUCGAGGGAAGGCAGACCUUACUGUGCUGGAUGAGAACAAGAACACUGCCCUCCACUUGGCCUGUAGCAAGGGCCACGAGAAAUGUGCCCUCAUGAUCCUGGCAGAAACCCAAGACCUUGGCCUUAUCAAUGCUACCAACAGUGCGCUGCAGAUGCCCCUACACAUUGCCGCCCGGAAUGGUCUAGCUUCUGUGGUGCAGGCCCUGCUGAGUCGUGGGGCCACAGUGCUGGCUGUGGAUGAAGAAGGUCACACCCCGGCAUUGGCCUGUGCCCCCAACAAAGAUGUGGCAGACUGCCUGGCCUUGAUCCUUUCCACCAUGAAGCCUUUCCCACCCAAGGACGCUGUCAGUCCUUUCAGCUUCAGCCUGCUCAAAAACUGCGGCAUCGCAGCAGCCAAGACGAUGGAUGCAUCCUGCACCCUCCAGGCCCCUCCUCCCCAUACCUGCUUUGAGCCCUCCUCCUGCCACAUCCUGGUUUUCUAUGCUGUUUUGGUGCAAGUACAACUGUCGUAGUCAUGGCUUUGGGAUGGGUUCUGUUUAUUAAAAUCCUAUUGCUCCUA
Molecule: messenger RNA, 4418 nt
Organism: Physeter macrocephalus (sperm whale)
Lineage: Eukaryota; Metazoa; Chordata; Mammalia; Artiodactyla; Physeteridae
Gene: ANKRD52
Product: ankyrin repeat domain 52
Exons: 33
Coding region: 805-4371 (1188 amino acids)
Cellular component (GO): nucleus; cytoplasm
Molecular function (GO): protein binding
Source: RefSeq, a predicted model, not a curated record